This is a messenger RNA of Chironomus riparius, 2056 nucleotides long. The record is from the annotation of a GenBank genome assembly. NCBI's taxonomy places the organism in Eukaryota, Metazoa, Arthropoda, Insecta, Diptera, Chironomidae.
AGUGUUCAAAAUGUAUUUGAUUAUAAAGUUGCUUGUGACUUUUCUGUCACUGUUUACGUACGCAAAUUCACAACUUUCCUUACCGAGAUUAAAUUCAUCGAGAAUUACAUCAAUUCCAGGUCCGAUAAUAAGUACCGAAUAUGGACCAGUUCAAGGCCGUGAAGAGUUUUAUGGAACAAAAAGUGUUUAUACGUACAAAGGAAUUCGUUAUGCUGCAGCUCCAGUUGCAAACUUAAGAUUUCGACAAGCUAUACCACCAGCACCAUGGACUCAAGUAUUUCAAGCAAAUAAUCAUGGAAACUGGUGUCCACAAAUUGACAUGAAUACACUUGAAUAUGCUGGAAAUGAAGACUGUCUUUUUAUCAACAUCGCUACACCAACAACUAGACAUUCAAAUCAUGCAGUCGUUGUUAAUUUUCAUGGUGGUGGACUUCAUUCUGGUGCUGGUGAUAUUGAGCCACUAAGAGCUGACUAUGUGAAUGAAAAUGACGUCAUUUACGUCACUCCAAAUUAUCGCUUAAAUAUUUUCGGAUUUUUCAGCACAGGAGAUAGAAAUGCACCUGGAAAUUAUGGCUUAAAAGAUAUGAUAAUGGCCUUGAGAUGGGUCAGAAGUAAUAUUGCAAAUUUCGGAGGUGAUCCUAACAAUGUCAGCAUUAUGGGUGUCAGUGGAGGUAGUGUUGCUGUACACGCAUUAGUUGUAUCUCGCGCAGCUCAAGGGCUUUUUAACAGAGCUUUAUCUCAUUCCGGAUCAUUAUUUAAUUCUUGGGCUUUCACAACAAAUCCAGCAGUUUCUGUAAACAAAACUAUUUCAAAACUUCGACUUACAGUUUCAUCAAAUGUAGAUUUAGUCUUUCAGCUUCGCCAUCUUCCAGCCGAGACUCUCGUGAGAGUUACAGAAGAUGAUUUUAGUGUAAUGCCAAGACUUUUUAAUGAGUUUACAUUUAUGCCAUCGAUCGAUCCUGUUGAUUCUCAAGAACCAAUUAUAUUCCCAAGUUCUAUUAAAAAUUUAAUUACAACGGGAAAUAUCAAUCGCGUUCCAUAUAUGGUUGGCUUUAACAGUAUGGAAAGUCUUUAUUCUAUAACUGACAUGUUUGCAGAUUCUUCAUUCCUCAAUCAAUUCAAUCAAAAUCCGCAUCUAUUGAUUCCAACUGAAUGGAAUUUAUUGCCAAAUUCAAACAAUGCAAAUGAAGUCAUUGCAGCAUUUAGAAAUCUUUAUUUUGGUGGAAGUUCACAAAUCACAACUUCUCACUUUUGGGGCUGGGCACAAUAUGUCUCCGAUCGUGAAUUUAUCUUUGGAGUAACUAAGUCUACUCGACUUCAUUGGAGUCAACAAUCACUUUAUCACUUCCGAUUUAGCUACACUGGUGCUUUAAGUCUUGGACAAACUUUGUGGAACUUGAGAGAUUUUCCAGAAGCCAUGCAUGGUGACGAUGCCUUCUACUUCUUCCGUAUGGAAAACUUUCCACUCGCUGUCCCAUCAGAUGAUCCUGCUUUGACUGUCCAGCAAAGAUUCGUGAGACUGUGGACAAAUUAUUUCAAAUUUGGAAAUCCAACAGCAAUUCGUGAUGAUUUAGUUACAAUUAAUUGGCCACUUUAUGGAAGCAACGCAGAUUUUGUAGAUAUUGGUUUAAAUUUGAGAGUCGAUGCUCGACCUUACAGUGAAAGAAUGGAUGUUUGGUAUGGUUUCGAUCAGAGAUUUAAUCCUAAUUGAAUGAGUUGUUAUUAAACAUUUGUGAUCAUUGGUUGAAGUUUGUUUGAGAUGAGGCAAUAAAAAUUCUAGAAGAUCACCUUACUCCAGUUAAAUCUAGAACUUAUUCUUACUUAAAAGUCAUGAAUCAAGCAAUUUAAAUUCUAAAAGGAUUAUCAAAUCUACACAUGAAAUGCCUUAAGAAUUAUGAAAUCAUAUUUAUCUCGGCACAUGUGAUGGAUUGUACCUGUAUAUCCAAACAUGCUAUUGUUACUCUUAAUGGCUUUAUUUUAUUCAUUCAUGUUUGCUUCUGACUUUUUUGUUUGCUUUGUAAGUUUCUUUCAUGCAGUAAAAAAGAUUUUGUCAAGG